This is a messenger RNA of Closterium sp. NIES-65, 267 nucleotides long. The record is from the annotation of a GenBank genome assembly. Lineage: Eukaryota; Viridiplantae; Streptophyta; Zygnematophyceae; Desmidiales; Closteriaceae.
AUGCAACCGCCGCAUGAUGAGGAGGCGGCAAAGGCGGCGGAUGCUGAGGAUGUCGGGGACUUCCCUGAGGAGGAGGAGGAGGAUGAGGAGGAGGAGGAGGAGGAGGAGGAGGAGGAGGAGGAGGAGGAGGAGGAGGAGGAGGAGGAGGAGGAGGAGGAGGAGGGGGAGGGUGGGCUGGAGGAGGAUUCGGACGAAGAGUGGGGAGUAAGAGAAAGGCAGAGAGGUGUGGGCUAUCGCAGGGGACCUUCUUAUCAGCGGGUCUUUUAG